Molecule: messenger RNA, 2433 nt
Organism: Cheilinus undulatus (humphead wrasse)
Lineage: Eukaryota; Metazoa; Chordata; Actinopteri; Labriformes; Labridae
Gene: pdzk1ip1
Product: PDZK1 interacting protein 1
Exons: 4
Coding region: 129-467 (112 amino acids)
Source: RefSeq, a predicted model, not a curated record
CCUGUUACACCUGACACCUGAAACACAGAGCUGCUCUGCUAUCAGAGAAACAAGCAGAGUCUGAGGAUUUCACUCAGCAGAUUCUCUCUUUAGGAGUUUUGUCUUCGUUUCUACGAUCAGAGGCAGCGAUGGAGAACGUUUGUGCCCUAAUAUCCUGUUUGCUGCUGACAGUCGGAGCGGCGACGGCCCAGACAGUGAAGCCUCAGGAGCGUCCGCUGCCUCAGUGGCUCACAGGAAUCAUCGCCGUGGUUGGAUUCCUCUUCCUCUCCUUUGUCGUCUUCCUGAUGAAGAAGGCGUGGUGUGACGAGCCCAGCAGGAGCAGAGGUUCAGUGAGAGUAAACAACACCGUCACGACUGAAGAAAAUCCGUCCGAGACGAGUCUGGACCUUGUCAGGAGCAAAGGCGACAUGAACGCCUAUGAAAACCAGACGUUUGAAAACUCUGACGAGAAGGUGACCUCCAUGUGACCGUCCUGCAGCGAUCCUAUUGGCUGACACCUCUCGACAGAAGCACCAGACACAACCAGCCUUAGAGGAAACCUGAAGAAAGCAUGGAGUUCCUGAUUGUUACUUUAGUUUUACCUUUGUGAGGAACUUUUUUCCAUGCUAAAAUAAAUGUUUGUUUUUCUGUCUAAUGUCAUCUAUAAAUACAACUAAAAUCACUGAGAAGAAUUCACAAGAAGUCAUUGAUUAUAGGUGAUUUUUAAAGUAGAUUGAUGCAUGUUUAUUUUGAUGUUAUUCCUCUCUGCAGCUGUAAACAUUCAGAGAAUGUAACCUGAGGAAAUCAGCUGUCAGCUGAUUAAUAAGUGAUCUUUUCUAAAAAUCUGCUGUGUCUGCUCUCAUUACUGAUCAACGAAGAGAUGACCUCUGUGAUCAAUCAUUAAUCACUACAACAGUAGAGACUCAUUUUACUAUGAAAGCAGCUGUAAGCAGUGUCUGAUAUUAAGGGUAAAGAGAUGACUCCAGUCUGUCAUUAAAGUUGAGAAUAGAGUCAGUGUGCCUGUGGUUACAGACUGACGGUGGACGUUAGAUGCUGCUUGUAGUUCCCAGGGAGACAUGGUCAGUGUAUUUUCAGACACUUCCAGUUCCUGGUUUAAACAAAAUCUGAAGAAGCUCUAUCCUGUUUUUGAAAAAGAAAAACAAAGACCUGAUGUUUGUGUGUAAAUCACCAAAAUGGAAAAAUGAAAACUAAAUUUGAAAACAGUUCAACUUUUUUGUUUCAAUUAUGUUUUUGUUUUCUUGUUCUGUCCAUACUAAAUCAAAUCACGGUAUUUUACUUGCCUUUGACGGUAACGCUAUUAUAUCACGGUAUUACAAAAUUCAUAGGAGAUAAUGUUUUUCAAUCCAAAUUCGAGUGUUAUUAAUCCCCUUCUCCCCUUGAAACAAGCCUUUGGUGGAGUACUCAAAUUAUGUCUAAGCAUAGGAACACAGAAAAAAAUGUUUUUUCAACAUUUAAAAAAUGGGGUCCAAUUUUUGUUUUUUUAAAUUCCAUUAUUUUGUUUUCUUCAUUUAAUGGAGUGGGCUCUAUGCACGAACUGCUUCCGCAUUUGGCAUUAGACCGCUCCCACACUUCCAGUUCGGAGAAGAGAAAUAAGUAUAAUGGCAAAUUCGUUGCGGUUUACUCGCUGUUUGCAUGAGUUACCUGAGCUGACUGUCAAUGACGAGUUCAAUUUAGCUGAAGAUGUACGUUGCAGCACGCAGCAACGAUGUCCAGAAGUGCUUUUAACCUGUCUUUGAAACAUCAGUUUAGCAUGUUUGGAUGCCAAGCGAUGAUGAUAGACUAAACACCGAAACAAAAAACCCAUGAAAUGGACAAAUGAAGGCAGUAUAGGAGGGUUCAGAUUCCGUUUUGGCUUAGCACGUAUCGUUGGGCAGAAGUUGUGAAGCGGCCUUAUUUUCCACCAGAAAUACGCCACCCCCUGCUGUGCAUAGAGCCCAUUCUUGAGGAAAAGAAAGUCAUGUGGCCAUUGGGAAAGCUGAGCACUUCAAAAUAAAAGCCUCCACGUCAAAACAUGAGCCAUCCAUUUUGUUUUACAUUAUUAUAAAAGGCCAAAAUGCUCUUUAUACAAUGUAUGAUGAACAAUUUAAAUUGUAAACGUACUGGCAAUUUAAUGGAUUGUAAUUUAAUUACUUUUUAAUAUCUUUUAUUCUCAAUUCAGGUCCAUACAUAGCAGGACUUUCACAUCAUGCAUUUGCUGAUAUAUAGAUGGCUCUUGAUUUGACAUGAAGGCUUUUAUUUUGAAAUGCUUACCUUUCCCAAUUGUCACAUGACUUCCUUUUCCUCAAGAAUCCAUUAAAUGAAGAAAACAAAAUAAUGGGAUCGAAAAAAAAAAUUGGAUGGUCAGGGGACUAAAGUAUAAUCCGUUUUUCUGUCAAAACCAAUAAACGGAAAAAUGAAAAAUGGCGCCCUUUUUCGUUUUCAACCAAAAACGAA